Molecule: messenger RNA, 1515 nt
Organism: Mangifera indica (mango)
Lineage: Eukaryota; Viridiplantae; Streptophyta; Magnoliopsida; Sapindales; Anacardiaceae
Product: protein TOO MANY MOUTHS
Exons: 1
Coding region: 17-1489 (490 amino acids)
Molecular function (GO): protein binding
Source: RefSeq, a predicted model, not a curated record
GCUCACUCUCAACACAAUGGCACUCUUUUUCUCCCUACAAACACUUUUAGCCCUCUCCAUUUGUGUUUUACCAUUUGCUACGUCUUUCACUGUCAUAUCCGAUUCCAGCACACCCCCAUCGGCCCUUGUUGAUGGGCCCCAAACUGGGUUUUCGAUGAACAAAAACGGAGCCCGAACUGACCCACGGGAGCAAGAGGCAGUCUAUGAUAUUAUGCGCGCAACCGGAAAUGAUUGGGCCACUGAGAUUCCUGACGUUUGUCGUGGCCGAUGGCAUGGCAUUGAGUGCAUGCCUGACAAAGAUAAUGUGUACCAUGUUGUGUCCUUGAUGUUUGGAGCUUUGUCCGAUGAUACGGCUUUUCCUACAUGUGAUCCAACACGAUCUUAUAUCUCACAUUCUAUCACUAAGCUUCCUCAUAUUAGAACUUUAUUCUUUUAUCGUUGUUUCAGUCAUAAUCCUCAACAAAUCCCAGCAUUUUUGGGCCAACUGGGCCCAACAUUACAAACGUUAGUGCUUAGGGAAAAUGGUCAUGUGGGUCGAAUCCCUGGUGAAUUAGGCAAUCUCACCCGUUUAAGAGUUCUUGAUCUCCACAAAAAUAAUCUCAACGGUUCAAUACCAUUUUUAUUGAAUAGAAUCACUGGUUUAAGGUCGUUAGAUUUGAGUGGGAACAGACUAACAAGUUCAAUACCCGAUUUAAGCUUUCCCGUUUUGAAUGUUAUCGACUUGAGCCAAAAUCUACUCAAUAGUUCCAUCCCAUCUAGCCUUGGUACUUGUCAUUCUCUAAUUAAAAUUGAUUUUAGUCAUAAUCGUUUUACCGGUUCAAUACCUGAUUCUAUUAGUGGUUUAAAAGAACUUAUUCUUUUAGAUCUAAGUUAUAAUCGUCUUUCAAAUUCAUUUCCAGUAUCGUUAAAGAAAUUAAAUUCUCUCCAAACCUUAAUCCUCAAAGACAACUCAAUGGGUAUGACAACAAUUCCUAAUGAUACUUUUGAAGGUAUGAAGAGUCUAAUGAUCCUUAUUCUAUCAAACAUGAAUUUGCACGGUCUAAUACCCGAGUCGUUAGGUCGCUUACCAAAUCUUCAUGUUCUUCAUCUUGAUCAAAACCAAUUCAACGGCUCUGUCCCUUCAAAUUUCAAAAACUUGAAGUAUCUCAGUGAAUUACGACUAAACGAUAAUCAAUUAACAGGGCCACUUCCAUUCGAAAGAGGAUUGGUUUGGAGAAUGAAGAGAAAGCUUAGGCUUUAUCAUAAUUCAGGACUUUGUUACAAUGCAAACAAUGGUUUUGAAGAUGGUUUGGAUCCAUCUAUCAAUCCAGGUAUUGGGUUAUGUGAAACGGAGCCCGGUUCCGAGAGGUCGGUGCAACAUCUUUCUACACUUGAUGAAGAUGAGCCAGGAACAAUAGAUAGAUCAGCUGGUGCAAUUCAUAAAGCUCCAGUUACUGCUGGAUUGAUUAAACUAACAACAGUUAUUGUGUUUAUUUUAUAUUUCCUGUAAAUAAAAUUGUAAUUGUAUCUUUAAAU